Mollisia scopiformis is the source of this 3323-nucleotide messenger RNA. Its product is annotated as MCM-domain-containing protein. Gene Ontology annotation, biological process: double-strand break repair via break-induced replication; mitotic DNA replication; DNA replication initiation. Gene Ontology annotation, cellular component: MCM complex; nucleus. Gene Ontology annotation, molecular function: single-stranded 3'-5' DNA helicase activity; ATP binding; single-stranded DNA binding. The coding region runs from base 69 to 2963 and encodes 964 amino acids. Lineage: Eukaryota; Fungi; Ascomycota; Leotiomycetes; Helotiales; Mollisiaceae. The transcript has 3 exons. The record is from RefSeq and is a predicted model, not a curated record.
CUCCUGAAAAAAGAUACCACCGGUCUUUCAAAAUCCUCACACAACAACGCUCCUUUCAAAUCGCCACAAUGGCUUCUGUCAUGAUGUCUGAUGCUGUCGAGUCUGAUAUUCCUGCAAUGUCUAGCAGGAGCGGUACACCGAGAGCGCGCGCAAAUAGGGCUUCCUCCGUUCGACCUCGAGGUCCCCCCUCUGAGAGCGUUGCGCCAUUGAGUGACGACGAGGGUUUUGCGGAUGAUCAAGUGCCAACUGGUUCAGGAAGACCAAGGCAAAGGGAUCGUGCUAUUCCAAGAGUUGAAGAUAUUAUCGGCCAAUAUGUUCAAAGCAAUUUUGAAGAUUUCCUCGAGAACUUCAUUGAAGAACCAUCAUCCUCAGGAGUCCCUAUGUCGAGUGCCGUUACCACAGACAAAUACUACAUCGCACAGAUUCACGGAUUAAGAACCUACUCACUCUCUACACUCUAUGUCGACUACACACAUCUGUCACAAUACAAGGGUGGUGCGUUGGCAGAAGGUAUUGUCGAGGAAUACUACAGAUUUCUGCCAUUCUUGACAAAGGGCCUACACAAUAUGAUCGCUAAGUACGAACCACGAUACUUCCGAGACCAUCGACAGCCCACAUCUUCAAGCAAUCAGACUUCUUCUGGUGCGAGUAAUGCAGCCUCUGCCAGCGAGUCAGAUUUCCAGGGCCGCAAAACCACAAAUCAACAGACAGAUAAGCUCUUUGCAUUGGCAUUUUACAAUCUCCCUCUCGUAUCCCGAGUUCGACAUUUGAGAACGGCCAACAUUGGGCAGCUUUUGUCAAUUUCUGGAACAGUCACAAGAACUUCAGAAGUUCGACCUGAACUUUCUUUAGCAACCUUCACUUGCGAAAACUGCAGGAGUACUGUGCCAAAUGUUGAGCAGACCUUCAAAUAUACCGAGCCCACACAAUGUCCUAAUCAAGAAUGUAUGAAUCGUCAGGGAUGGAGACUGGACAUCAGACAAAGUACUUUUGUGGAUUGGCAGAAAGUGCGAGUCCAAGAAAACAGCUCAGAGAUUCCAACUGGAAGCAUGCCACGAACGAUGGACGUCAUUCUCCGUGGAGAAAUUGUCGAUCGUGCGAAGGCUGGAGAGAAGUGUAUCUUCACAGGUGCACUGAUCGUUAUUCCAGAUGUUAGCCAACUUGGUCUUCCAGGCGUGCGCCCAAUGGCUAUUCGAGACAACCAGAACAGAAGUGGAGAUGCAAGCGGUGUUUCUGGUCUCAAGUCACUCGGAGUUCGUGAUUUGACUUACAGACUUGCUUUCCUGGCUUGUAUGGUCACUCCAGAUACUUCCACCACGGGAGCAGCAUCAAGUCAACACCUAAAUGGACAGUCCAACAAUAUUCUGGCAUCUCUCAACCAGACUGCGCCAAUUGAUCCCAACGAACCUGGCGACCACGCUCAAGAAGCUGUACUUGCUUCAAUGACACAUGCUGAGAUUGAAGAUCUUCGAAAGAUGGUUCACAGCGAUCACAUCUACUCUCGACUUGUCAACUCUCUCGCUCCUAUGGUCUAUGGCCACGAGAUUGUGAAGAAGGGUCUUCUGCUUCAACUCAUGGGCGGUUUGAGCAAGACCACUCCUGAAGGAAUGGCUUUGAGAGGUGACAUCAACAUUUGUAUUGUUGGCGAUCCAUCUACCUCGAAGUCCCAGUUUCUGAAGUACAUUUGCUCAUUCUUGCCUCGUGCCGUCUACACUUCCGGCAAGGCAUCUUCGGCAGCUGGUCUGACGGCAGCUGUGGUCAAGGAUGAGGAGACUGGCGAAUUUACAAUUGAGGCUGGUGCCCUGAUGUUGGCAGACAAUGGCAUUUGCGCUAUUGACGAGUUCGACAAGAUGGACAUUAGCGAUCAAGUUGCUAUUCACGAAGCCAUGGAACAGCAGACAAUCUCCAUUGCCAAAGCAGGUAUUCAAGCCACCUUGAAUGCUCGAACUUCAAUUUUGGCUGCUGCAAAUCCUGUAGGAGGGCGAUACAACCGGAAGACAACACUCCGAGCCAACAUCAAUAUGUCAGCACCCAUCAUGUCUCGUUUUGAUCUUUUCUUCGUCAUCUUGGACGAGUGUAACGAGACCGUGGAUCGUCAUCUUGCUGAACAUAUUGUUGGGAUUCACCAGCUACGUGACGAAGCUGUCCAACCAGAGUUCACUACCGAGCAAUUACAACGAUACAUCAGAUUCGCAAAAACAUUCAAGCCAGAAUUUACUCCUGAGGCGAAAGAGGUUCUAGUGCAGAAGUACAAGGAACUCAGAAGCGAUGAUGCUCAAGGUGGCAUUGGCAGAAACAGCUACAGAAUCACUGUCAGACAACUUGAGUCAAUGAUUCGUCUUUCAGAAGCUAUUGCAAAGGCCAACUGUGUAGAAGAAAUUGUUCCAAGCAUGGUCAUUGAGGCAUUCAACUUGCUCCGACAAAGUAUUAUUUCAGUCGAGAAAGAUGACGUGGAUGUCGACGAAGAUGAUGAUGAAGUUCUUGGUGCGAAUGGAGCGUCUCGCAGAGAUGGCGAUGGUGAUUCUCCCAUGGCUGAUGGAAAUGAUGAUGAUGAGGACGGGGACAAUGGUCCAGAUGGUGGCGCUGGGGCUAAUGGCACCACUCCAGCACCUACUAAUGGAGAGCGACCGAAGGCGAAGAUUACGUAUGACAAGUACAUCAGCGUAGUCAAUCUCCUGGUUCAGCGAGUCAAUGAGGACGAGUUGAGCAGCGGUGAAGGAGUCGAUGGCGAGACUCUCAUCCAGUGGUAUCUGGAGCAGAAAGAGGACGAGUUGGCAGGCGAGGAAGAUUAUCACGCUGAGAUGGCAUUAACAAGAAAGAUCAUCAAGAGAAUGGUCAAGGAGAAUAUACUGAUGGCGAUCAGAGGUCAAGGCUUGGUCGGUGAUGACGGCCAAGGUAGCUCAAGUGCUGCCGAACAGACUGUCUACGUAUUGCAUCCUAACUGUGCAGUCGAGGAGUAUUAGUGGAAGGAUGAAUAGAAACCUUGUAUGAAUCACAUCUGAGCUGAUGACUGAUAUGGGGGAUUGGGAUGGAUACCAAGACAUUGUCUUUAACGGCGUUCUUCAGCGGCGUCUUUACGAGCAAGUUGUGUUUAUGUUUGUCACGAAGCAUAUAAUGAAAAUGAUUGUUGACAUCCCUCGAUGGGACCUUGCAUCGUCAGCAGUGCAUGCAUGCGUGUGUUGGGACGAAGCGAAUCCAUCAGACGACAACUCUCCGUUCCUAUGAUCAACGCCAUCCAGCUCUACAGGAAUUCCUUGGGUCAGAAUCAGUCAGCUGGCUGGGAAAGUUACACGAGGUCCUCCAACUGGCAUCAAACUUGGCGG